This is a messenger RNA of Penicillium macrosclerotiorum, 222 nucleotides long. RefSeq lists its product as uncharacterized. NCBI's taxonomy places the organism in Eukaryota, Fungi, Ascomycota, Eurotiomycetes, Eurotiales, Aspergillaceae. The transcript has 2 exons. The record is from RefSeq and is a predicted model, not a curated record. Bases 1 to 222 code for a protein of 73 amino acids.
AUGGAACACACGAAUGGAAUAUAUAUGUUGGGCAACGACCAUGAUGGUGAUGCUGCCUGGGCUCGAACCUUACUUUCAUCUUCGUCUCAGCCCCGCGAGAAUGCUACCCGUACUCUUUUCGCCAUGGACGAGCGCAAUGCGGGGUUUCAUGCCUUCAUGCCGGACAUCCGAAACAUCCGUCGCGGGGAGAUGACUGAUGCAGGUGCUCGGUCGGACGAGUAA